AUGUUUCCUUCACCAUCGCACAAUCUCAGAUUUUUGACAGCUCUGAGGCACAAACACUUUUAUAAUUAACUGAAAGUCACACCCAUCACCAAGUGCACAUAUAUGGCCUACUGUGUGCGCAUGCACCAGUCGUACUCCUGCAGGUGAAAGCGUGUGCGUCAGGUGUCUUCACCAUCAGACUCGUGUCAGAAAGGGACGCAUUGUGGAGAUCCACUCGGCCCCCCCGAAACACCACCAAAAUGGGUGCAGAUUAUUUCGGAUUCUCCUUUGUCCGGAAUGAAAAACAAAACUCCACCAUAGCGAUUAACAAUCCAGCAGAUAUCUCAGUAAUUGUGAUAUAUUUCUUAGUUGUUCUGGCUGUGGGAAUAUGGGCAAUGGUGAGGACAAACCGAGCCACUGUAGGAGGAUUUUUCCUGGCUGGCAGAAGUAUGGUAUGGUGGCCGAUUGGAGCUUCUCUCUUUGCAAGUAACAUUGGAAGUGGCCAUUUUGUAGGAAUAGCAGGGACUGGAGCUGCUGCUGGUAUUGCCAUUGGAGGCUUUGAAUGGAACGCUCUUGUUGUCGUGAUUAUUCUGGGAUGGCUGUUUGUGCCCAUAUACAUAAAGGCUGGGGUGGUGACCAUGCCCGAAUACCUAAAGAAACGGUUUGGUGGACAGCGUAUCCGUAUCUACCUCUCUGUGCUUUCCUUGUGUCUCUAUGUCUUCACCAAAAUCUCUGCAGAUAUGUUUGCAGGAGCCAUUUUUAUUAAUCAGGCUUUAGGACUCAACAUUUACCUGGCUGUAUUUCUUUUGCUGCUCAUUACAGCGCUUUAUACAGUAACAGGUGGACUGGCAGCGGUGAUCUACACAGACACCUUACAGACCAUCAUCAUGGUUAUAGGCUCAUUUAUUCUUAUGGGUUUCGCGUUCAAUGAGGUCGGAGGUUACGAGAACUUACAGCAAAAGUACAUGAACGCAAUCCCGUCAGUGGUCAGCGAAAACAUCAGUUCAGCGUGCUACACGCCCCGCGCAGACGCAUUUCACAUUUUCAGAGACCCCAUCAAAGGAGAUUUGCCCUGGCCAGGACUUAUUUUCGGUCUUACUAUUCAGGCCGGCUGGUACUGGUGCACUGAUCAGGUGAUUGUCCAGCGCUGUCUCUCCGCCAAGAACUUAUCUCAUGUGAAAGCUGGUUGCAUCUUGUGUGGUUACCUCAAACUUCUUCCCAUGUUUCUAAUGGUUUUCCCUGGCAUGAUCAGCAGAGUACUGUACCCAGAUGUGAUUGCAUGUGUGGAUCCAGAAGAGUGUUACCGCCACUGUGGAACCAGUGUGGGCUGCACUAAUAUUGCCUAUCCCAAACUAGUGGUGGACCUGAUGCCAAAUGGUCUCAGAGGAUUGAUGUUAUCCGUCAUGCUGGCGUCUUUGAUGAGUUCCCUCACGUCCAUCUUCAACAGCGCCAGUACUCUCUUCACCAUGGAUAUCUACACCAAGAUCCGACCCAAGGCCAAAGAAAAGGAGCUCAUGAUCGCUGGCAGGUGUUUUAUGCUGGUUCUUAUUGGCGUGAGUAUUGCGUGGAUCCCCAUCGUGCAGUCGGCUCAGAGCGGGCAGCUCUUUGAUUACAUUCAGUCCAUUACCAGUUAUCUGGCUCCACCCAUCGCUGCCGUCUUCGCACUGGCCAUUUUCUGCAAGCGAGUCAAUGAACCUGGUGCCUUUUAUGGGAUGUGUAUUGGCCUGUUGGUGGGUCUUUCACGCAUGAUAACUGAGUUCGCCUAUGGGACUGGCAGCUGUGUUCAACCCAGCAACUGUCCUACGAUCAUCUGCGGUGUGCACUACCUCUAUUUUGCCAUCAUACUCUUUGUCUUAUCCUGUAUUCUCAUAUUAGGCAUCUCCCUCAUGACCAAACCCAUUGAUGACAAACAUCUGCACAGGCUUUGCUGGAGUUUGAGGAACAGCACUGAGGAAAGGAUUGAUCUGGAAAACGAUGAAUGGACUGGAGAUCAGGACUCUGACACCAUGGAAAUAGAAGAGGAACGUGCGGAGCCGAACUGUUUCAAGAAGGCGUACAACUGGUUCUGUGGCUUUGAUCAGGGUAACGCCCCUAAACUGACUAAAGAGGAGGAGGCGGCGCUCCAGCUGAAGCUCACCGAUACAACUGAGAAACCUUUGUGGAGAAACGUGGUAAACGCUAACGCCAUCAUACUCCUCGCUGUCUGCGUCUUUUUCCAUGGUUUCUUCGGUUAAAAAAAAAAAAUCCCAGAAAAUUCCAAGUAUGCAAAAAACAAAAAGGGAUGUUGAAGAAUUAAAUCUCUGUUUUGUGGAUAGAAAGAUCUUUCUGCUGACAUCAAACACAAUAUGUUUAGUCUUAUUGGAGGUUACUGAGUCCUCCACACAAAUUGCCUUAUUGCAUCUUCACCAAAUCUGCACUCUUUAUAGACAAGGAAUAAAAUAUCUUGUCGCUGUACAUUUAGAUUCACAUUAUGUCAUCUGGAGCACUUCACCUGACUUUGGCUUUUAGACCGAAAAUGUACACAAUCAGGUCCUUAGUAGCUGCUAUAGUAACUUGUUUUAGAUGUCUACCAUUUUUCAAUACAUGUAACUAUGUUUACCUGUCAAAAACCUUACAUUUGUCCUUUCCAUCUGACUGGUAAUGUUAAACAUACAUAUUUUGUAAACAGCCCUGAUGCUUUAUGAUCAAAUUAAAGCUUUUGGCUAACACAGGACACUUUAACUGCUGUUUGUAAGCCGUGUCUCUUUACUUUUGUAAGUAAAAUAUGUGUUUGUCCAGGACAAGAGAGGAUGUUAUUAAUAUUCAUAUUUCUGACAUGGUAUUAUUAAUGUAUUUCAUAUGUACUGUAAUAUGAAUAUUAAUUAAAUUAUUACUGACUUUGUUAAUAAAAUAAAUACAUUUUAGCAUUUACAUAGAAA
This is a messenger RNA of Misgurnus anguillicaudatus (oriental weatherfish), 2897 nucleotides long. RefSeq names its product solute carrier family 5 member 1 (gene slc5a1). Gene Ontology annotation, biological process: transmembrane transport; sodium ion transport. Lineage: Eukaryota; Metazoa; Chordata; Actinopteri; Cypriniformes; Cobitidae. Gene Ontology annotation, cellular component: plasma membrane. The record is from RefSeq and is a predicted model, not a curated record. Gene Ontology annotation, molecular function: D-glucose:sodium symporter activity.